UUUAUUAUUAUAAAAAAGCGCUUGUGACGAAUGUCAUAAUGUUAAAAUUGCUGCUGGUAUUAACAACAUCAACAUGUUUACUAUCAACAGUUAAUUCCGGUACACCCAUUGGAACUGGUGGUCCCUCUUUAAUAUACGAAGGCAAAGAUGCCUUAUUAACUUGUGUUGUGUCUGAGAAUCGUAGUAACAAUACUGUGAUAUGGAAAAAAUUAGAUGAAAUUCUUACCGCUGGUAAGGUGAGAGUUACCAGUGAUCUACGUAUAAGUGUUUUGCAUGAUGAAAGCCCCAAAGGUAGAAUAGAAACUGGCGGAGAAGUGUGGGUAUUGUUAAUAAAGAAACUAAAGCCCUCAGAUUCAGGCAGCUAUAUAUGCGAAUUGAAUUCUGAGCCGGUACUACGUAGUAUACAUAUAUUAACUGUUAAGCCAUUACCUUCAAAGCAUAAUAACAACAAUAAUAGUUCAUAUAGUGACAGCAGUAGUAAUAGAGAUUCAGCUGCCAGCGAAUCAAGUGAUGUAUUUUUAGUGCCUCCCCCUCUGGAUGCCAACGAUAAUCGUUCGUUUUGGCGCACUGGCUCAGUGGCACCGCAAAUAACACACGAUUUCACCGAAUGCUGUGAACGUGCCAACGUCAGCCAAGGUUGUAUGGGUUUCUGUAAUGUUCACAACAUUCUUGAUGGGACGACAGGCAUUGAGCCAGAGGCUUGUGAAAAAGAUUUUCCUCAAAUCGUACGAUGCAUGGCCGAUGGCCGCAAUCAUGUGCCCUGUUGUGUAGAAAAACAAAUACCUGACUUGUGUCAGGACAUGUGUCGCGGUGAGUACACACCAUUUACCGAUAUGCUGCGUACGCGAGUCUCCUGUGUCCAUCAUACGCUGAGUGGUCUGCAGUGUAUAUUACAGGGAGUGCAACAGAUACCCAGCAGUCCAUUAAAUGUGGCAGCUGAUGAGGUUAGCGAAACGCGUGUCAUCAUUAGUUGGUCGCCGCCUGAAAAGUUGGCCCACUUGGUCAAACAUUACAAUGUCAAUUUAACAGCUUUGCAUUCGUUCGACGAAGAUGAGGGUGAUGAGGGCGCCGAUGAUGAUGAUGGUGAUGCUGGCACCAUUAGAAAAGAAGAUGAAAAUGUUAUUAUACGCUUGGUAUCAGGAAAUGAUACGUCAAUAACCAUUAAUGACUUGAAACCAUUAACAAUGUAUGCCAUUCUAGUUACGGCAGUAAAUGACUAUGGCAGCAGUUUACCAAGUGAACGUUUGCGUAUUUUUACACAUACCAGUGCCUUGGCUACAGAGGAGAAAUCGGGUCCCUCUAAUAAAAUGGAUGUACCAGAUCUUCCCGAUAUACGUUCGUGUUGUGAAACGAAUGGUAUGACUCAUCGCAUGUGUUUGGAUAAAAUGUGUGAUCCUCAGAAGACAGAUCUAGCGACACUGCCUGAUUUUAUGGUAUGUGCGCCCUGGUCUAAUAUCACCUUUAAUUGUUUGGCCAAUAAUAUAGAUCAUACGCCCUGUUGUCGAGCCAGAGGUAUACCCACCGUGUGUUAUCCUUUGUGUUCGGGCAAAGUCUCGACGUUGGAUUUUAAUUUGUUUAAAUGCUUACGCUUUAUGUCAGAAUUUAGCAGUUGCUUGUUCCAGGGUUAUGUUUUGGCGGAUCCUCCUAGCAAGUUGCAUACAGUGGCUAAAACUGAUUCAUUUGUGAUUUUAGAUUGGAAUAAACCUAAAAGACUGGCUGAUACUAUAAGCACGUUCCAUGUCAAAUUCCGCCGAUUAGGAGGGGGUGAUGAUUAUUUGACAGUGGAAAAGAAAAAUCCACCACUUAUAUUGGAAGGCUUAGAGCCAGAUGUCUACUAUGAGUUUUAUGUGGUUUCGAUAAAUGCAUACGGUAAAAGUGAACCCUCACCACGUCUCAUAAUACGCACCCAGCCCUUGGAGGUGGAAGAUGUGUACGAAGCGAAAUAUAACAUGAGUACAUGCUGCCAAGCAUCCGGACUGUUGCCACAAUGUGCACCAUUGUGUACUUACAACAUACGUUUAUCGGACAUUGAAAAACUAGGACCAGCGUGUCGGGCACAAAUGUCUGUAAUUGCCCGAUGUGCUGCCGGCGGCCGAGACCACACACCCUGUUGUGUUCGUAGAGGUGUUACUUCGGCCUGUAUGUCUCUGUGUCGUGGUGUCCUGCCUGUACAUCAUACCACCUCAUUAUCUACUGGCACCACCUCUAACUCAACCACCGAUUGUUUAUCGUAUGCCGGCAAUAUUUUACAAUGUUUCGAAGAAGGUACUGGUAGCAUACCCGGUCCUGCAGAAGAUCUCCAUGCCACCUUGGUUACAAACAAUUCAAUAAGUUUAGUUUGGUCACAACCAGAUAUCGAGGGCAGUAAUAAUUUAACCGAAACACCAAUAACAUCGACAACAACAACUGAAAUGUCGACAGCAACAGUUGAUAAAACAACAACAAUAUCAUCAUUAUCAACUUCUGGACAAGCCGCAACAAAUGCUGAUAUUGAUUUUAUUGUACAAUAUGGUAAAGUCAAUAACAUGACCAUGUAUGAGACUGUAGCCAAGUUGGAGAAUGAAUUAAUAACAAAUGAAACAUCGAUUGAUUUGAUAAAUUUGGAGCCACAUGCCUUGUAUCGCAUCAUGGUAUUGACACGCGGUAAAUUUGGCACAUCAUUGCCAUCAUCCAUGUUGUUGAUCAAUACAACUGAAAUUAACAACAGCAGCAACGGCAAUAGUGAUGGAAAUACUGAAAAAGUUGAUCAACAACAGCCAAAACAUAUUUAUGGUGCUCCCUCACCGCCACAUUCAUUGGCUAUUAUUGCUCACAGUGCCACUUGGAUGCAAUUGACAUGGCAACCACCAGAAUAUUCACAUCCCCAUGAGAAAAUUACCUACAGAGUCUAUCACAAGCCCAUGAAAUCCGAUAAAUUCAAUAAAAUCGAAACUAAGGUAGCAUGGUUGCGUAUGAACAAUUUGAAGCCCAGUUCCCAGCAUAUACUCUAUGUUGAAGCAGUGGGUGAAAAGGCCACCUCCUUACCCUCGGAAACUUUAGUGGCCUGGACUGAUCCAGCUCUACCAGCAUUUGUGGAUCCACCCACUGUGCAUCCCGCCGACAAUAUACCCGAAGGAGGUUCUAUGACUAUUUUAUGCUUGGCUUUAGGUAAUCCAGCUCCCACUAUUUCUUUAUAUGUGGGUGGUCAUUUAGUGCGUCAAGAUACCUCCAGACAUAUGGUCACCGUUAUACAUAAUGUCACCGCAGAUAUGGAACAUGUUUCCUGUUAUGCUGACAAUGGUUAUGGUGUACCCAUGCAGGCCACCAGAAGAGUUAAUAUAUGCUAUCCUCCCAAAAUCCAGGCGGCCGGCAUUACUGUAGCCGCAGUAGGUGAUGAGGUUGAACUGCGCUGUAUGGUAGAUUCUAAACCUGCCCCCAAGACAAUAUUCUGGCGUGAUCAUGAUGGCCGUAUACCGGUCAUACAAGGUGGUAAUUAUGAUAUAGCCAUGCGUACCAAUGAAUCUCGUCCCACUUUCUAUACCAUGGCUUUACGUAUCAAUAAACUGCAAGCCUCCGAUGUAGGAGACUAUUUCUGUCAUGCCGAGAACCCCUUCGGUUCAGCCACUAUACCCGUUUCGGUGCGUAUACGCAACACACCUGCCCUCAAUCAUAACGUAACCCAAUGUUGUGCCGAUAUGAAUGUCACAAUGGCCUGUCGCAGUGCCUGUAGUUAUUAUGUGGAUAUAGAUGCCAUAGCCGAUAAACCGGAAUGUAUAACAGAAUUUGAUAAACUUAUGAAAUGUGCUGCAGAUGGUUCAGAUCAUCGAACUUGCUGUGCGGACUCGCAUGUACCGCGCAAAUGUUUGAAUUGGUGUCGAGGAGAGGCUGUACGUUCGAAAGAGAUUUGUAGUUUACAAUAUGCUAGAACUAUAGUGGGUUGUUUCGAGUCAUAUCGUGAUCGUUUGCCGGGACCACCGGAAAAUAUAGCUGUUAGCGUGAUAUCGGAUAGUGAGGUAGUGAUAAGAUGGGAUCCACCCACCAAAAAUCCCAAUGUUGUAGAUGGUUAUCGAAUAUUUUACCAUGAAGCUGCCAUAAUCGGCAACGAAAUAGCACAAAGUGAAACAAUGACUGGCGGUGCUUUAGCAGCAGGAGGUCCUUUAGAAGCCUCCUCAGCAGCACCCUCCAACAUUAUGCUUAACAAUAACAAUAAUGCAACAAGCAUGCAAAUGGCUGGUAACAACAAUACCACAACGGGCAUAAGCAGCAGUGAGGUAAGACGCAUUGAUGUCAAGGAAACCAGUGUAAAUAUAGAUGGUCUCAAAAAGGAUGUCUUAUAUGAGUUGGUUGUUAAAGCUGGCAAUUCGUAUGGUGCCAGUGUUUUAACUGAACCGAUAAAAUUCACACUUGGCGAACAUCAUGUUACAUCGGCGACAACAACGUAUUCACAUGCGGUGGGUACGAUAAGCGGUAUUGUUGCAAGUAUUUUAGCUGUUUUACUAGCAGCUGCCGCCAUUAUAUUCUAUAGACGCCAUAGAGCAAAUGGUAAGGCAGCCACAGGGGUGGCAUUUGAAAAUCCCACAUAUACAAGAGGUUUAGAACAAGUGCAGUUACCUACUGUGACAUCUGCCUUAACGCAUACAACCAAUAUGAAUGGUGGAAAUUUCACAACAAGAACGCCUGCCUCAACACAUGCCACAACGACAGUGUCUUCAGCGGCUCUGCCAGCCACAACGACAUUAAGACCCUCUAUGACAUCAAAAGUGGGGAACAAUUCAACAACGACAACAGCAUCAGCACAAUACCAACCUAAAGGAACAACAGUUAAAACCUCAAACCUGGAUGGCAUCGAUGCUCAUACACAAUGCAACGAAAUAAAUCCCACAAUUUAUGAAGAGCUCAAACUUGGCCAAGAAGAAGCCUUGCGAGUUAAAGUACAAUGGGCCUACGAAUUUUAAUUGCUCGAGAAGUCUAUCGCACCAUACAAGAACAGUCUCAAGUCAACGAGGACAUGGAGGAGACGGACGUAGUCCAGCAAUUAUUUAUUUAGAUGAGUAAUUGGCACGACAUAUUGUUGUACUUAAAGAAGGGCUAACGCAAAAGUUUUUGUAAUUUUAAAAAUAAGCAACAAUUGUUAGAAAUAAAGUUAACCUACAUUUGGGAAUGUUUUGGAUGCAAAAGGUCAACUGGUUGAUGGUGAGGACUUCAACACAUUUGUAAACACGUCAAUAACUGGUAACCAAAAAAAUUACAAGCAGCAGUGCAGUUUAUUAAAUUGAGAAAAAAAACUUCUUAAAAAUGUUAGAAAUUAAUUUAACAUGUUCUAAGCUGCGUGUUAUUUGGCAAUUAAAUCUAUUAAUGUUUUAAAUAAAAAAGCACACAUUAUAUUUUUUGGUUUUUGUAAAUGUUUAAGUUGUAACAAAGAUUUUUUUUAUAAAAUAUUUAGAAAACUCAAGAAAAAAACCAAACCUAGGAAAGUUUUUGAACUAAUACAAAACUUUUUCUUAGAGUUGUGGGUAUUUUUUCUGCAAGUAUUUAUUAUUUACUGUAAGUAUUUAUUUUUAUUACUUUUUAUUUGAUUUUUUUUUUUUUUUUUGAG
This is a messenger RNA of Lucilia sericata (common green bottle fly), 5575 nucleotides long. RefSeq names its product Ig-like and fibronectin type-III domain-containing protein 2. The record is from RefSeq and is a predicted model, not a curated record. Lineage: Eukaryota; Metazoa; Arthropoda; Insecta; Diptera; Calliphoridae. Gene Ontology annotation, molecular function: protein binding.